CUGGAUUUUUUUCGGAUAGUGGAAAACCAGCAGCCUCCCGCGACGAUGCCCCUCAACGUUAGCUUCACCAACAGGAACUAUGACCUCGACUACGACUCGGUGCAGCCGUAUUUCUACUGCGACGAGGAGGAGAACUUCUACCAGCAGCAGCAGCAGAGCGAGCUGCAGCCCCCGGCGCCCAGCGAGGAUAUCUGGAAGAAAUUCGAGCUGCUGCCCACCCCGCCCCUGUCCCCUAGCCGCCGCUCCGGGCUCUGCUCGCCCUCCUACGUUGCGGUCACGCCCUUCUCCCUUCGGGGAGACAACGACGGCGGUGGCGGGAGCUUCUCCACGGCCGACCAGCUGGAGAUGGUGACCGAGCUGCUGGGAGGAGACAUGGUGAACCAGAGUUUCAUCUGCGACCCGGACGACGAGACCUUCAUCAAAAACAUCAUCAUCCAGGACUGUAUGUGGAGCGGCUUCUCGGCCGCCGCCAAGCUCGUCUCAGAGAAGCUGGCCUCCUACCAGGCUGCGCGCAAAGACAGCGGCAGCCCGAACCCCGCCCGCGGCCACAGCGUCUGCUCCACCUCCAGCUUGUACCUGCAGGAUCUGAGCGCCGCCGCCUCAGAGUGCAUCGACCCCUCGGUGGUCUUCCCCUACCCUCUCAACGACGGCAGCUCGCCCAAGUCCUGCCCCUCGCAAGACUCCAGCGCCUUCUCUCCGUCCUCGGAUUCUCUGCUCUCCUCGACGGAGUCCUCCCCGCAGGGCAGCCCCGAGCCCCUGGUGCUCCAUGAGGAGACACCGCCCACCACCAGCAGCGACUCUGAGGAGGAACAAGAAGAUGAGGAAGAAAUCGAUGUUGUUUCUGUGGAAAAGAGGCAGGCUCCUGGCAAAAGGUCAGAGUCUGGAUCACCUUCUGCUGGAGGCCACAGCAAACCUCCUCACAGCCCACUGGUCCUCAAGAGGUGCCACGUCUCCACACAUCAGCACAACUACGCAGCGCCUCCCUCCACUCGGAAGGACUAUCCUGCUGCCAAGAGGGUCAAGUUGGACAGUGUCAGAGUCCUGAGACAGAUCAGCAACAACCGAAAAUGCACCAGCCCCAGGUCCUCGGACACCGAGGAGAAUGACAAGAGGCGAACACACAACGUCUUGGAGCGCCAGAGGAGGAACGAGCUAAAACGGAGCUUUUUUGCCCUGCGUGACCAGAUCCCGGAGUUGGAAAACAAUGAAAAGGCCCCCAAGGUAGUUAUCCUUAAAAAAGCCACAGCAUACAUCCUGUCCGUCCAAGCAGAGGAGCAAAAGCUCAUUUCUGAAGAGGACUUGUUGCGGAAACGACGAGAACAGUUGAAACACAAACUUGAACAGCUACGGAACUCUUGUGCGUAA
Molecule: messenger RNA, 1365 nt
Organism: Pan troglodytes (chimpanzee)
Lineage: Eukaryota; Metazoa; Chordata; Mammalia; Primates; Hominidae
Gene: MYC
Product: MYC proto-oncogene, bHLH transcription factor
Biological process (GO): regulation of DNA-templated transcription
Molecular function (GO): DNA-binding transcription factor activity; protein dimerization activity
Source: RefSeq, marked validated